This is a messenger RNA of Chelonia mydas (Green sea turtle), 287 nucleotides long. RefSeq names its product protein transport protein Sec61 subunit gamma. Gene Ontology annotation, biological process: protein targeting; post-translational protein targeting to membrane, translocation. The coding region runs from base 42 to 248 and encodes 68 amino acids. NCBI's taxonomy places the organism in Eukaryota, Metazoa, Chordata, Testudines, Cheloniidae. Gene Ontology annotation, molecular function: transmembrane protein transporter activity. Gene Ontology annotation, cellular component: Ssh1 translocon complex; membrane. The record is from RefSeq and is a predicted model, not a curated record. The transcript has 4 exons.
CUGCAUGAGCGGUUCGCUUGGCCCCGGAGCCUCAGGCAAUCAUGGAUCAAGCAAUGCAAUUUGUUGAGCCCAGCCGUCACUUUGUAAACGAUUCCAUCAGGCUUGUUAAAAGAUGCACUAAGCCGGACAGAAAAGAAUUCCAGAAGAUUGCCAUGGCAACAGCAAUAGGUCUUGCGAUAAUGGGAUUUAUUGGUUUCUUUGUGAAAUUGAUCCAUACCCCCAUCAACAACGUCAUUGUUGGUGGCUGAACACUCAUCAAGAUCUGAAGGGCGUCUUGUAGGGGAAGA